CAUUUCACUUCGGGAGCGUAGGUUUCGUUGAGCACGGAGCGAACUUGUUUAUUUGACAAAAGUUGAACGUUAAAUGAGGAAACUGCUCGAACAAGAGCUCUUUUUAUGCGCUUGCCAACCCUUGUUUUCUCUCAUCUUAAGAGCAAGAGGGAAUGCGUGGAUGAAAAAGUAGAAAUAGGGACGUUGAGCUCGAAAACGCUCAUUCGUGAUCGUCAAUUUGAAGUGUGAACAUCGUGAACGUACAAUCCUGUGCUCAUCAUGACUGGAAGAGGAAAGGGAGGAAAAGGUCUGGGUAAAGGAGGAGCCAAGCGUCACCGAAAAGUGCUGCGGGAUAACAUCCAGGGCAUUACCAAGCCCGCCAUCCGCCGUUUGGCUCGGCGCGGAGGAGUGAAACGUAUCUCCGGCCUCAUCUACGAGGAAACCCGUGGCGUCCUGAAAGUAUUUCUGGAGAAUGUGAUUCGUGAUGCGGUCACUUACACUGAACACGCCAAGCGUAAGACCGUCACCGCUAUGGAUGUGGUGUAUGCUCUGAAGCGUCAGGGCCGCACUCUGUACGGUUUUGGAGGUUAAAUUUAUCUCUAUAAAACUUCCAUGUGGAGUCUCAAAUCAAACGGUCCUUUUCAGGACCACAAUACAUUACUCAAGAGCUGUGUCUUUCGCAACAUUAAAAUGUUUUAUUUGAGAGAAAAAAUGUCUAUGAUGGCUUCGAAUGGUGUUGUGAGUGUGAUUUUUUAUCUUAUACGUAUGCGUUUGAAGCGUUCGCAAAAGCAACGAUAGAAGCGUUGGUUAAAAUGAAUCAUUUUUCUCUCUUGCAUUUUUUUAUCUAAAUUUUCUUAUAAAAAUAUUUUUUUUUAGAGAAACCUCUCAUCCUUUUGAAGCAAUAAUCGCCGCGUGGAUCAUACCGUUUUUUGCAUCAGCUCUAAUCUGACUUAUACAUGCGCAUCGUUCAUGUAUACUUGGGAUAACUCAUCAAAAGAAGGAAAUCGGAUGAAAAAAACUACACCGUUUACAUAAAGUUUAUGAAUUUAUUAUAACA
This is a messenger RNA of Anopheles coluzzii, 1036 nucleotides long. Its product is annotated as histone H4. Gene Ontology annotation, cellular component: nucleosome. The record is from RefSeq and is a predicted model, not a curated record. Gene Ontology annotation, molecular function: DNA binding; structural constituent of chromatin; protein heterodimerization activity. The transcript has a single exon. Gene Ontology annotation, biological process: nucleosome assembly. NCBI's taxonomy places the organism in Eukaryota, Metazoa, Arthropoda, Insecta, Diptera, Culicidae. The coding region runs from base 259 to 570 and encodes 103 amino acids.